AGCUAUGGAUGUUGCUUUACCCGGGGUGGAGCUCAGAUGAAGUUCGCAAUGUAAACUACGUCGUCUUUUGUUUGACGUAGUCAGAACAAAAACGUAAGGGGAAAGGCCGGCAUUAAAUUCUGAAGUGAGUCACUGACUCAUACAUCAUGAUCCUGGCAAGUCAGAGCAAUAUUUUAAGCACCGCCAACUUUGAGUGCUUUUUCUUGCAGUCAUGCAUGUCUGUCUCCUGCCCACAGAACUUUUACUUAGCAUAUUCACUAUCGACAUCCCAGAGGGCAACGAUUGGCAUAGCUCCUGUUUCGCGUGCUCAACUUGCUGUUCUUGCAAGGACAUGUAGGAAAUUCAAGGAGCCUGCCCUUGAUAUUCUUUGGGGACGCAUAUGUGGGUUUAAGCCACUCAUUUCAUGCCUGCCUGAAGGCGUCAGUAACAGAGACAGAGGAAAGUUGACGCUCCAAAGGCCUCUCCUAGCUGGAGAAUGGAGGCUGAUCCAUCAAUUUGCACGACGUGUCCACUCCUUUACGGUCAACAGGUCUGAGCUAGACAUAAUAGACAACCAUGUCGUGCAAGCGCUCAUGACUGCCCCAUCACCCACAUCCCUCUUCCCAAAUCUUCGUAGAUUGCGUUGGUAUGAUGACCGAGAACACUUCUUUCCGCUCUUGCGCACCCUCCUUAGGUCAACUAUCACAGCCAUCCGGGCGGACUUUAGAUUAGCAUCCCCCACGUUUGCCCGGUCUGCGUUGUUUGCUUCCCUUGGAAGUCUAUGUCCAUCCAUUCGGGAACUUGCCUUAUGUAUCGGUGAUUCUGCGGAAAGUUCAGAUGCAAUUUGUAAAGCCCUAUCUGGCUUGCGGGAGCUUUCCCAUCUUAAAACAAGCGCCCUCGGUCGCCGAGAGUUUCUUCACUUGGCUUCUCUACCGUCCCUCAAGUCUCUGUACUUCAGGCCGGAGAUGGACAAUACCCACGAAGUGCAAUCCAACUCCACUCCAAUUUUCUCCCAACUCAAUUAAGUGAACCUUACUGCAUCGUCACCAUCCGUUGUUGAACACUUUCUCAGAAGCGUCCUUCUCCCCUCCUGUCGAUCAGCGAAGGUGUAUCUGGAUUAUGAUGAUAUAUGCUAUAAUCCAGACGUCCUGUAC
Suillus subalutaceus is the source of this 1133-nucleotide messenger RNA. RefSeq lists its product as uncharacterized. NCBI's taxonomy places the organism in Eukaryota, Fungi, Basidiomycota, Agaricomycetes, Boletales, Suillaceae. The transcript has 2 exons. The coding region runs from base 147 to 1004 and encodes 285 amino acids. The record is from RefSeq and is a predicted model, not a curated record.